GCGCACACUACAGAUUUGUUCAUCUCUGAAGAUUUAACCUGAAGGCGCUUUGGUUCCUCUUUGGGAAUGGUUGUUUGAAAUUCCUUCCCGCAGAAAUUCGAUCCCGGAGCAAAGGCAAUCUUUUCGAGAUCGAGAACGUGGACUGCGUAGGAGAGGUCUUAAGCGUGAUUCAUACAAGCUGGUCAUCGAAGUACAGAACCGCCUUGCAGGAUGGCCGCUUCAGAGCUCCCGAGUUCAGGGAAUGUACCUCAUGGUCUCGGCCAGGUUCAGGGCCCAGCUGGCGCGACAACUGGAAUGCCAACGCCUGACAUUGAUUCGGAUCUGCAUUUGAUAUGGCCUGAGGAAGAGGAUGGCUUUGGCUGGGAUGAACAGGAGGACCAAGUGAUUGGCCGGGAGGAAGAGGAGGAACCGGCAGCAGGGGAGGAGGAUCAGGGCUCGAGCGCGUCCUUCUUGCCAUCAAUGCCGUUCAUCAACCUGGAGCGAGACGACGCAGAGACGGAUGCACCAGAUGAGGAGGAGGACGAGCCCAGCUAUAUGCACCAGCCUCCUACCCCUCUCCCUCUAUUCCAUCCUCCCCCGCCCCCUCUCUCCUUCCUCCCUUCCUCUUCCUUCCCCUCCCCCCCCCCCAUUGUCGCCCCUCCUACCUGUCUGCUUUCAUUGUCCGCGGGCCCUUCGUUGCCGGCUAUGGGCCUGUGUACCCUGCAGCGGGAGCCACCGGGAGGGGGGGAGGCGGCAACGGGGAAGGAGGAGGAGAGGGCCAUCCCGGCGUGGGAUAUCCAAUCACCGGGAUCAGGAAGGAGGCAUCAGGACGCGCGGGACCCUCUUGCGGCCCUUGCCUUUCUCAUGGCGCGUAGGGGAGAUGGAUGGAAUGCUGCGGCUUGCCUGACUGGUGGCGGUAGGGGCUUCGCGGUGGAGGAGAGGGCAUGGAAGGGAAAUCUGGUGUUCGAAUCUUCAAAGAUUUAG
Messenger RNA from Nannochloropsis gaditana CCMP526, 963 nucleotides. RefSeq lists its product as uncharacterized. The transcript is spliced from 3 exons. The coding region runs from base 211 to 963 and encodes 250 amino acids. The record is from RefSeq and is a predicted model, not a curated record.